AUGUCAAUUGAAACAGUUCCAACUGAUUUGCGCAACCUCCGUGCUUGUUUAGUCUGUUCACUUGUAAAAACUCUUCAUCAAUUUGAAAUGGAUGGGUGUGAUAAUUGUGACAGAUUUUUGGGAAUAAAAGGAGAUAUUGAAAAAUGUGUUGAAUGUACAAGUGCCAAUUUUGAUGGAAUGAUUGCCGUUUGUGACCAUAACGAUUCUUGGGUUAGCAAGUGGCAGAAAAUUAACAAAAAGUGUCCAGGAGUGUACGCAAUUUCUGUAUCUGGUACCCUCCCAAAGAUAGUCGUUCAAGAAUUGAAGCAGCUUGGAAUUAAAUACAAAACUGGGCAACGAGAUAAGUCGAUUAAAUAA
Messenger RNA from Meloidogyne enterolobii, 357 nucleotides. NCBI's taxonomy places the organism in Eukaryota, Metazoa, Nematoda, Chromadorea, Rhabditida, Meloidogynidae. The record is from the annotation of a GenBank genome assembly.